AUGGAUCUUGGGCGAUGCCUCGCCUUUGCGAUCUUCUUCUCGAGCUUGGCGGCUGCGCGAUCGAUUCCAGAGAAAGUGGGUGUAGCAGCAAUGAGCAGUGAUCCUCCCACGGCAUACGAGGAGCUGGAAUCGUUUGGAUUCCCCCCGGGAUUGCUGCCACACACUGUAGUGAACUACACUCUCAAUUCCAAUGGCCGAUUCAGCCUGGCGCUCAACAGGACGUGCUCAGCGAUGCUCCAGGGCACCUAUCUCGUCACCUACAACUCCCAGAUCUCCGGGACCGUGAGCCCACGCUACAUCAAAUCGCUGCGCGGGGUGAGCGUCCGCGCCUUCUUCAUCGACUGGAGCAUCUCGGGCAUCCGCGUGAACCACCAAGAUCUUGUUUUCGAGGUGGGUUUCGCCAGCGCCAAGUUCCCCAUCUCCAAUUUCGAUGAGGCGCCGGAAUGCGAGAAAGAAUCGAUCGAAGUUCCGCCAUCGUCGUCGUCCUCCUCGCGAGCCAGCGCUUAG
Messenger RNA from Selaginella moellendorffii, 507 nucleotides. RefSeq lists its product as uncharacterized. The record is from RefSeq and is a predicted model, not a curated record. Bases 1 to 507 code for a protein of 168 amino acids. The transcript has a single exon. Lineage: Eukaryota; Viridiplantae; Streptophyta; Lycopodiopsida; Selaginellales; Selaginellaceae.